Molecule: messenger RNA, 350 nt
Organism: Acipenser ruthenus (sterlet)
Lineage: Eukaryota; Metazoa; Chordata; Actinopteri; Acipenseriformes; Acipenseridae
Product: small ribosomal subunit protein eS25
Exons: 1
Coding region: 30-350 (106 amino acids)
Cellular component (GO): cytosolic small ribosomal subunit
Molecular function (GO): structural constituent of ribosome
Source: RefSeq, a predicted model, not a curated record
UCUGGCCGACAUCUUGAAGCAGCAGCAUCAUGCCGCCCAAGGACGAUAAUAAGAAGAAAGAUGCAGGCAAGUCCGGUAAGAAGGACAAGGACCCAGUCAACAAGUCCGGGGGCAAGGCCAAGAAGAAGAAGUGGUCCAAGGGGAAAGUGAGGGACAAGCUCAACAACUCGGUCCUCUUCAACAAGGCCACCUAUGACAAGCUGUACAAGGAGGUGCCCAACUACAAACUCAUCACCCCCGCUGUAGUGUCUGAGAGGCUGAAGAUCAGGGGAUCCCUGGCCAGAGCCUCCCUCCAGGAACUGCUCAACAAAGGUAUGAUCAAGCUGGUUUCUAAACACAGAGCUAUCUAA